AUUAACCAGAGUACCUAUUCUCUUUUUUCACAGUUAACUAAAUGAAGUGAGAAAAGGAUAGACCGCAACAUUUAGGUGGAUUUAUCACCCUCUUCCGUCCAAGUAGGAAGUACCGUCCGUCCAUAAACCCUACGAUGCCGUCUCAAAUGAAUGGGGAUUUACACAAUACCUCUCAAGUGCCAAUAUGGAACUCCCGUCCAGAUCCAAGACUGAACUAUCUGCGUUCGCAAGGAUACAAUAAUUACAACAUGCCAUCACAUAAUUAUAAUCCAGGAUGCAGAUUUGGAAAGUUCACUCAUCAUCACCCCAUAAUGUCACAAGCUUCAGUUUCUACUACAUGCACACCAUCAGGCCCUCCAAUGAGCCAGGAAACAUUUGAAUACCUUUGGAAUACUCUGGGAGAGGUCACACAAGAAGGGGGAUAUACAAACAUAACAUCUAAAGAAUCAAUUGACUAUGCAUUCAGUGAAGCUGAAGAUGAAACCAGUAUAUCUGUUGAAAAAUACAGGAUUACAUCCAAUGAUUCCAUUUCAGAUUUGUUGAAUCCAAUAAUUGCUCAAACAACUUCAGCAAGCUCUAUGAGCCCUGACAGUCAGACCAAUAUCAUCGGUAGUUCAGCAUCCAGUCCUUACAAUGAUACAAUCACAUCACCCCCACCAUAUUCACCACACACUAGUAUGCAGUCACCUAUACCUUCUGUGCCAUCAAACACGGACUAUCCCGGAGAUUAUGGGUUUACAAUUUCAUUCUCUCAGCCAUCAAAAGAGACAAAGUCUACCACAUGGACAUACUCAGACUCACUUAAAAAAUUAUAUGUCAGAAUGGCAACAACUUGUCCAAUCCGAUUUAAAUGUUUGAGACAGCCUCCACAGGGAUGUGUUAUACGUGCUAUGCCAAUAUUCAUGAAACCUGAACAUGUCCAAGAACCUGUAAAGCGAUGCCCAAAUCAUGCCACAUCUAAAGAGCACAACGAGAACCAUCCAGCUCCAACACAUUUAUGCAGAUGUGAACACAAGCUUGCUAAAUUUGUUGAAGAUCCAUACACAAGUCGCCAGAGUGUUCUAAUUCCACAUGAGAUACCUCAAGCUGGCUCAGAAUGGGUCACUAAUUUGUUCCAGUUUAUGUGCCUGGGGUCAUGUGUAGGAGGACCAAACAGGAGGCCUAUUCAGAUUGUGCUGACUUUAGAAAAAGAUAAUCAAGUGCUAGGAAGACGUGCAGUAGAAGUGAGAAUUUGUGCCUGUCCCGGAAGAGAUCGCAAGGCUGAUGAAAAGGCAGCUCUCCCACCAUCAAAACAGUCCCCAAAAAAAGGCAACAAAGUUAAUAUAAUCAAUGAAAUCACUACAGUAACACCAGGUGGCAAAAAGAGGAAAGCAGAAGAUGAACCAUUUACAUUAACUGUACGAGGACGAGAAAACUAUGAAAUUCUGUGUCGACUUAGAGAUUCCUUGGAAUUGUCAUCCAUGGUUCCCCAGAAUCAAAUAGACGUAUAUAAACAGAAACAACUUGAUACAAAUAGACAAUCAUCGCCAACAACAGCAAGGGUGGUUACUCUUCCUACUCACGACAACACCCCAAUAACUAUACAGAGUGACAAUCGGCAGACGACACUACCAUUCACUGCAGACUUAAAUGGUCAGGUGACAAGUUCACAAAAUGGUGUAGUGGAAAGUCAUGGAAAUAUUAAAGAAGAACUGAUGGCUAAUGGAGAUCAUUCAAUAUCAAAUUGGUUGACUACCCUUGGUUUAUCAGCGUACAUAGAUAACUUCCAUCAGCAAAAUCUAUUUACAAUGGAGCAACUCGAUGAUUUUACUGUUGAGGAUUUGCAAAAGAUGAGAAUAGGAACAAGCCACAGAAAUAAAAUCUGGAAAGCUCUGGUAGAAUUUCAUAGCGAGUCUAUUACUAUUAGUGAUUCACAAAGUCUGCAAAGGGACGUCAGCACUGCAUCCACCAUCAGUAUGACAUCACAGGCCAGUAUCUCACAGAAUUCACAAAAUUCAACGUAUUGUCCGGGAUAUUAUGAGGUUACCAGAUAUACAUUCAAACAUACAGUUUCCUAUACGAAAUUGGAUGAAAGAAGUCCAAAAAGGGCUAAAGUAGACUGAUAUGCAAUAUGAAGACUUAUGCCAUCACCAAACUAGGCUUAAGAUUAUUGGUCAGUCCAUUACUGUGUAUUGGACUGAUAUAUAGAUCAAAUGCAAUAUGGUGCACUAAUCAAUGUCUGAAUGUAGACAUUUUAAUCUGAUAUUUUGUUAGACCGCCUGUUUUUAGAACAAAUAUAAGAUUUUGUCAUGUGACCCGUAUGGACCAAUUAUUGAUUUCAACUGUUUUUAGACAAAUCAAGAUUUUUGUUGUGUGACCAGUAUGGACCAAUUAUUGAUUUGAAAUGGUUAUUUAUUAAACUGAUGAUGAUGAUACUUGCGUGUAAAUGUUUCUUUUUCUUUAAAUAUUGUAAUUUUUCUAUUACAGUUUAAGAUUAAAUUUCAUACAAAAUGUUAAAGCAAGACCACUUUAUCUUCAAAGUGUUUCGCAGAUUUUCUUACUAAGGGUCAGCUUUAUUUAGGUAUCAACAGGGGCUAUUUUCAAAACUGGUAGCUUUUUUAAGUAAAACUUAUAAUUUAUUCAGGUUGUAUGAAGUAGACUUUCUUUAGUUGUUCAGCUGGUAUUAUGGUGGGACUACUUCAUGCAAAACAGCUACAUAUAUGUUUAUAAAAUAAUCUUUGAAGGCCACUGAAUCAAACAUUCAAAGCCUUGAUGUCUUACUAUUUUUACUGUUAACAAUCUAUUUAUAACACUAAUUAUGCUUCUAAUAAAUUUAACAAUAGGUGCUUAGACAUAACACUUAAGAUUGUUAUUAAAAUGGCCUUUAAAUUUGUGUCCAUUCUGGUUGUUAUUGUUGAUAGAGAAAACAAAGGAAAUGCCGUUUUCUGAAUGUUGUUGAUUAUAUAUAUAUAUUUAUAUGCAUUUUGUUUGUUGUUCUGCUGAGAUCAAGUUCAGGGUAGAAUUUCUGCAAUUGUAUUGAGAACAUAUUAUUCAUUUCAAAAUUCCCACAAAAAUUCCAUAGUAGGGAUUUCAUAUGAGGCUCAGUAUGUCAUUUGCAAAGAUUGUUGUCAUUAAUAACUGCCAUGUAGCAUUUUGCAGAAGAACUACUCUGAGCUAGUGUGAGUUAUAACAAUAAUAGUGUUCAAAUUUUAUGAUAAAACUAUGUGUUCAGAAUAAUCAUUUAAACAUCGAACUUUAAAAAGUGUUCAACAUUAGAUUCAUUUGCAUUCAUGUAUAUCAUUUAGUGUUUUUAACUGCUGAUUUUGCAACAGUGCUAUAAAUUGAAUCAAAUAUUUUGCAAAAUGGGGAUUCAUUAUUUCCCUCAUAAUUUCAUUAAUUAGUAUUGUCCACCUUUUGUCCACUAAAGAUGCUUAUUAAUUGAUUCAAAAAAGAUUUUUUUUCAUCUGUUAACGAAAUUGGCAAAAUUUGUCAAAACACAUUCUUUUAUAAGAAGAAGGGAAAUUACUCCAAUACUUUUUGUAUAUAAUAAUCAAUUAAUACAACAUAAACAGAUGGAUUUAUUUGAAUCAUCCAUUUGUUUUUAAAAAAAAUUUAAAUUCCAGUGAUGAAUUUUGUUUCUUCAAAGGAAAUUUUACUUCAUUAUCAUUCCAUUUUCUACCAUUGUAAUUCAUUCUGUUUCCGUCCAAAUACAUUGUUCUUUUGUUCAUGCAACUACAAAUGAGUGGCUAUUUAUCUGUUUAAUUAAACACUUCCAGAUUAUUUAUUUACCCAUCUCAGUAUUUGUUUAAUUAGAUCAAAUGUUCAAUUUAUUCUUUUAAUUUUAAAAAUGAAUAUAGUAUCUUAAGUUUUAUUAAUUUUUUUUUAAAACAUAUGGACAUUUAUUUUAAAGAGUUCAUCAUCAAGUUUGGAUUUCUUUAUGAAAAAAAAUGCAGAUGUUUCCUGACAUAUAGAAACAGAUAAAUAGCAAACUACUAGGAACAAAAUAGCAAUUAUAACUACAAAGGGAGAUAAUUAGAAAUUAUAUCUACAAGGGAGAUAAGAAGGAAAAGCAAAAUAUUGUAGUUCAUAUUUAAGUUUGCAAUUGUAUUUAUUGAAAGCUUUGUUCUUGUUUUUUUUUAAUGUUAUUGAUAAUAUUUUACUUGUUUUUUUGUUUGUCAAAUAAGUAUCAUGCAUUUUUUAAUACCUUGUACAGUUUUAUAUCUGUUUUGAAGAGUGUUGAUGUAUAAGACUAUGUAAAUUUUAUGUGUGUUAACCAAUAUUUAAGAAACAUUUUAAUAAGUUGUAAUAUAAGAUUGACUAUAAUACAUUGGUCAGAUAUAUGGAAUGCUGAUUACAGGGGCAGUAACAUCAGAUUAGAGAUUUUUCUGUUUGGUUUUAUUCCAGUGUUCAUUUCUGUUAAACAGUUUUUCCUAUGAUUUAUGGAAAAGACAUGAAUUUAGAGUGCAGUAUAAACAAUCAAGAUAUCUUAUUGACAUACCGUAAUAUGUUGGUAUUUUUUUGUUUUUUUAAUAAGAAAGUCUGCAUGCAAAUUCUCAUAUAAUUGUGGUUGUACUACCGUGUGUGCUCAAUUUUUUUUAUCUUUGUUAGGUCAAAUGUUUACUGAAACUUUCCUAGUGUUUCUUGUGAGCAUGAGGUUUUAUUCUAUUGGUUACCUUAUAAAAAUCAUUUAAUGGCUUAUCUAUAAUCCAAAUUAAGUGAUGGCAUUUCUCAAAAUGGCAUCUACAGAAAAUUGGUUGAAAUUUCAAAAGAGAAAGUAAAAAUGCGUUUUUCAAUGUGGAGAGCAGAGUAGGUGAGAAUAUUCUCCUUAUUUUGAAUUCUGGGUUUUUUUAUUACAUACUUGUUAUAAGAUGUUUCAACAAUACUGUAUACCAUUUCACUAAGAGCUCUCAUAAUGAUAUUAUGAAAAAAACAUUCACAUUUAUAAUUUACUGGAAUAGUUUUAUUGGCUGUUGAACAGCAUGAGACAUAAAAUUAACAUGCAUGUAACUCUUUUAUGUGUUUUAUGAAACGGUAUCCUGGAGAUAGAAUUUGUGGGACCUCAUGAAACUGAUCAUGUCUUAAACAUUGGAAACCAAAUCACUAGACCUCAUCACACUGGUCAUUCAUAUUUUUCACUUUAGAAACACACAACAAUUGCUUAAACUUAGUGAUUUCUUAUAUAAACAAUUAGUAAACCUGGAUGUCUUAAUGGUUAUUGGGGGGUAGGAGGGUUUCUCAUUGUUAUAUCCUGAUCUCACUUAUUCAUAGCAUCUUGAUAUCUUUAAUUGGGGAAGAUUUUUCAUUCAAUAAAAAAAAAGUUCCAUGUAAUUUAUGUUUAUGGUAAUAAGGUUCAAUUUCUUUUAGGAUUUCCAGAAGAUUCACACUAAACAUUUUGAAAAUUUAAUCAAAAAUCCAUUUUAACUUUUAAAUCUUUAUUGGCAAAUAUUUGUAAAAAAAAUUUUAGUUGCUAAAUUCCAAAAUACAAUGUAACUAAAAAAAUCUUAUUUUUUCUUAGGAACUCUAUUCUUUAGUUAAACCUAAUAAAUGAAGCUUUAUAUUGUUAGGAACUAAACCGUGACUUGUAUGAAUAACCAGUGUUAAUUUGUUGAUAUAAAGGGUGAGUGCAAGAUAUCAUUCUGUUACAGAAAUCCAUGUUCAUAUAAAUCAGUUUGUUAUUUGUGCUAUGAAAAAGCAUUAUACAAAUAAAGUAUCUUUUAUACAA
Mytilus californianus (California mussel) is the source of this 5701-nucleotide messenger RNA. RefSeq names its product cellular tumor antigen p53-like. Gene Ontology annotation, molecular function: RNA polymerase II cis-regulatory region sequence-specific DNA binding; protein binding; DNA-binding transcription factor activity, RNA polymerase II-specific. The transcript has 13 exons. The record is from RefSeq and is a predicted model, not a curated record. NCBI's taxonomy places the organism in Eukaryota, Metazoa, Mollusca, Bivalvia, Mytilida, Mytilidae. The coding region runs from base 135 to 2102 and encodes 655 amino acids. Gene Ontology annotation, cellular component: nucleus. Gene Ontology annotation, biological process: regulation of transcription by RNA polymerase II; protein tetramerization; apoptotic process.